AUGCACACGCCGGAUGAGUCGCUCGCAACAUACACCUACGGAUCGGUCGAGUAUGCGGAGGUCAUAGCCUACACGAAUGUGGCUAUCAUGGCGCUCAUGCUGUAUGAUUUCUUGAUCCGGUUCGAUACAGAGGUGGAUCUUAUAUGGGUGCUGACAGCGGACAUAGAUGCGGUACGCGGGCUUGGCGCUUCCCAUCGGAGUUUGACGGGCGAGACGGGAGGUAGUGUUUUACCUGCCGAAAAGUCCCAACACAGUGAGCGCGCGAAUUUCCAAGUGGCAGUACAUGCUAACGUUCGUCUCAGUCGUACGUGUGAUCGAUUGCGCACCGCGCAGAAUGGAAUAAAACCUAUACUAUUGUUUGCCGUUGAACUUAUGAUGGCUUUGCGCGUCAACGCACUAUACCCAUCCUCAAGGCUCGUAGUUGUUCUGCUUGGGAUCCUUUUCAUCGCCGCACAAGUCACGUCAAUCAUCAGUCUCGCACUAAUAACUGAACAAGGGGCAUCCGAAUAUACCUCCCUGAGCCCCAAGUACUGCCCGUCGCUGCUAAUGAAGAACCCGAAGCUGCAGUGGAUGCAAACUAUGAACGUUUUGUGCCCGAUGACGUUCGAGAUCAUGCUCCUUUUCCUUGCGUUAUACCGCUUUUUCGACCAUGUGUGGUCGACCCGCAGAAGGCCAAGGAGUAACAACGACCGCAUUUUUAUGACGUUAAUCAGGGAUAAUAUCCUGUAUUUUAUUAUGGCAAUUCUUUGCUUGUUCAUGACGUCUCACUGGGCACUGCCCAACUUUGACCCCGAAACGUUUGCAUUCAACGGGGCGACUUACAUGGCUUUCCAUGACUUCAGCCAGGUCAUGUUGCUCUCGUGGUGCGGCCCACAUAUGGUCCUCACCAUGCUCAAGUGUGGAGAUCAGGAAGUCAAGGCGAAGUCGUCCAGAUGGGACCCAGGGACCAGUGCUAGCACGAGCCGGCACGUUCAGUUUACUACGAUAGAGCUCGAGGAUUUUAUGAUGCAUCAGGGGCAGACGCAGACGCAGACACAAACCGGGCUGUUUCCCUAA
Molecule: messenger RNA, 1056 nt
Organism: Coniophora puteana RWD-64-598 SS2
Lineage: Eukaryota; Fungi; Basidiomycota; Agaricomycetes; Boletales; Coniophoraceae
Exons: 11
Coding region: 1-1056 (351 amino acids)
Source: RefSeq, a predicted model, not a curated record